Molecule: messenger RNA, 1052 nt
Organism: Ruditapes philippinarum (Manila clam)
Lineage: Eukaryota; Metazoa; Mollusca; Bivalvia; Venerida; Veneridae
Product: transmembrane protein 131-like
Cellular component (GO): membrane
Source: RefSeq, a predicted model, not a curated record
GUUAAAGCUGGGCAAGUUUAUAAUGAUUAUAUAGGGAAAGAUGAAAUUUUACUACCAAAUGCUAUACAGUUAGAUCCGCCCAUGUUAGAUUUUCAAGAACAGCCGGUGGGAAUGCCGAGAAUGGAACAUGUUACAGUUCAUAAUUCAGAUAGCAAGAAUAAUUUACAUUUACUCUCUAUAUCAGGGAGUACAGCACAUUUUCAUUGCUCCUUUUUCCAAGAUAAAAUAGUCCCUCCAGGUGGGAAUACAACAUUUGAUGUUGUUUUUCUUGCACGACAAGAAGGCAAUGUGGAAAAUACUUUAUAUAUCCAUACAUCUUUGGGAUCAUUUAAAUAUCAAGUAUUUGGAGUAGGGACGGCAAAUCCAUACAGAUUGCGACCAUAUUUGGGUGCAAGAGUUCCAGUCAAUAGCAGUUUUUCACCUUUAAUAAAUAUGCAUAACCCACAUAGUACACCCUUACAGGUACUAGAAAUGUUUGCUAGUGAAGGUGAUUUACAUUUAGAAUUACCAACUGGGGAAAAAGAAGCUCCAAGAUCUUUAUGGGAGAUUCCUCCCUAUGAAACAAAAACAAUAAUGAAGGCAAAUUUCGUAGGGAGGACAGAAAAUAAUCAUACUGCCUUUAUACGAAUAAAAACAGAUAAACAUGAUCUACAACAUACUGUAGUCUUACCUAUGGAAGUUGAAGUUACAUCAUCUCCUGGUGUAUACGUGGCAACAGAAUUGAUCGAUUUUGGUAUAGUUCGGACAUUUGAUGAACCCAAAACUGUUCCAAUUAAUUUAAUCAAUACUGGAGAUACACCAGUUCAAAUUUCUAGUGUAACAUUAUCCCCUCCCAAUGAAGCUGUCAGUGUGGAUUUUCGACCGAUAAAACUGCAGCCGGAACUCUUAAGACAAACUACAGUUGCUCACGUCACAUUUAGAGCAUCAAAAGCAAUACAUCCAAAAUUAUGGUCAGGAAAAAUUAUAGUGAGAUCUAAAAAUAACGUGCACAAAAUUUCCAUUCCAUAUGAAGCUAAAGUAUUACAUGGGUAAGCAUAUUGCUUUGUUGCCUG